UUUAAAGCCGACCGUAAACAGAAAGCGGAAACAAUAGAGAACCACAUACACACACCCUUGUCUUGGCGAUCUACUCAGGGAAAUAAAAUACCUUUACCUUUUAAGCAAUACUAUUAAAUAGACAUCUAAAGAAAAUACGAAGUCGACGAGUCCUUGGGGGCAUUUGACUAAGUCGGUCACCAUGGCACUGAAAAGAAUACAGAAGGAGCUUCAUGACCUGCAGAGGGAUCCGCCAGCACAGUGCUCUGCUGGACCCGUGGGAGAAGACUUGUUCCAUUGGCAAGCAACAAUAAUGGGGCCAGGUGAUAGUCCAUACCAAAGUGGUGUCUUCUUUCUCACAAUCCACUUCCCCACCGACUAUCCCUUCAAGCCACCAAAGGUAGCAUUCACAACAAAGAUCUAUCAUCCAAACAUCAACAGUAACGGGAGCAUCUGCUUGGACAUCUUGCGAUCCCAGUGGUCUCCAGCAUUAACUGUAUCAAAAGUGCUGUUGUCCAUAUGUUCGUUGCUUUGUGACCCAAACCCGGACGACCCCUUAGUUCCAGACAUAGCACAGAUCUACAAACUAGACAAAGAGAAAUACAACAGACUAGCAAGAGAUUGGACUCAGAAGUAUGCAAUGUAAAGGCCCUCCUGAAGAUUUUUUUUUAAAGUCACAAAACACUGUACAUUCUGGUAAUAGAAAGUAAACUUAGGUGAUAUGGAACACAUUGUACUGUCAACAUUUAUCAUGUGAACCCAUGAACUAUGGAUGAUUUUGUGUUUACAGGGGGUAUACACUGCACAUAUGUACAUUAAGGGUGAUAGAUAUGGGGACAACAACUGGACAUUGUUGUUAUCCCUACUUCCUGGUUUUGGGAACUUUUGUUUCUCGUCUCAUGAAUGGAAGAGGAAGUCAUUAGAAUACUGUAGCCCACGGUUACAUUCAGAAUACUGUAGCCUGCUGUUCCAGUCAUCAGAAUACUGUAGCCUGCUGUUCCAGUCAUCAGAAUACUGUAGCCUGCUGUUAGUCAUCAGAAUACUGUAGCCUGCUGUUAGUCAUCAGAAUACUGUAGCCUGCUGUUAGUCAUCAGAAUACUGUAGCCUGCUGUUAGUCAUCA
Messenger RNA from Oncorhynchus gorbuscha (pink salmon), 1100 nucleotides. RefSeq names its product ubiquitin-conjugating enzyme E2 D4-like. The transcript has 7 exons. Gene Ontology annotation, cellular component: nucleus. Gene Ontology annotation, biological process: ubiquitin-dependent protein catabolic process; protein polyubiquitination. Gene Ontology annotation, molecular function: ubiquitin conjugating enzyme activity. NCBI's taxonomy places the organism in Eukaryota, Metazoa, Chordata, Actinopteri, Salmoniformes, Salmonidae. The coding region runs from base 182 to 625 and encodes 147 amino acids. The record is from RefSeq and is a predicted model, not a curated record.